Penicillium verrucosum is the source of this 1896-nucleotide messenger RNA. Its product is annotated as KilA-N domain-containing protein. Lineage: Eukaryota; Fungi; Ascomycota; Eurotiomycetes; Eurotiales; Aspergillaceae. Bases 1 to 1896 code for a protein of 631 amino acids. Gene Ontology annotation, molecular function: sequence-specific DNA binding; DNA-binding transcription factor activity. Gene Ontology annotation, biological process: positive regulation of transcription by RNA polymerase II. The transcript is spliced from 4 exons. The record is from RefSeq and is a predicted model, not a curated record. Gene Ontology annotation, cellular component: nucleus.
AUGAACCAGACCCAGCCAUACAUGGACGUCCACUCGCACAUGUCUUCUGCUCAGUCAUACGCUCCUCAAGGCGCUACCGCAGGCUCAAUGUCCCACUACCAGUACCAUGGGCAACCCCCUGUGAUGCAACCUGCAUCUUCUUACGCCCCGGCUGCUUACCCCCAAUAUGGAUAUGCCCCUGGGGUCACUUCACCCCCAACGGGACACCCACCAAGCUCAAUGGGUGGCCAGAUGCCAGCUCAGUUGCUGCCGUUGCCGGUGAGCAAUCACGCCGCUCCUCCAAGCGGAUAUGGGAACAACACCGGGGCUCCGCUACAAGGGUUCGUCUUUGAUGGUACCGGUCAAGUGGCUCCUCCGGGAGCAAAGCCGCGAGUGACAGCCACUUUAUGGGAAGAUGAAGGGAGUCUCUGCUAUCAGGUAGAAGCGAAGGGAGUGUGUGUAGCUCGACGAGAAGACAACCACAUGAUCAAUGGUACAAAGCUGCUCAAUGUAGCUGGCAUGACCCGUGGUCGACGUGAUGGAAUUCUCAAAAGUGAAAAGCUUCGCCAUGUUGUGAAAAUUGGCCCGAUGCAUUUGAAAGGUGUCUGGAUCCCAUUCGAGCGUGCUCUGGAAUUUGCCAACAAGGAGAAGAUCACCGAUCUCUUGUACCCACUGUUUGUGCAUAAUAUCGGUGGUCUGCUAUACCACCCAGCCAACCAGACUCGGACAAACAUGGUAGUGCAAGAGUCCCAGCAACGACGUUUGGAAGGCCCUCCUCCGGGUCCCCAGCGCACGCCGUCUGGCUCUCAGCAACCCCCAAUUCACCAUCACCACCCCUCCCUUCAGACUCCCAUGUCCUCUCACAUGUCCCAAGCCCCCAUGAGUGGCCAGCCUGGCUCCAGACCAGCCCUCGAGCGUGCCAACACCUUUCCCACGCCACCCGCCAGCGCAUCCAGCCUGAUGGGCGUCAACAACCAAGGCAGCUCAUAUGAAUGGGGCGGACAAGCGCUGCGUGUGGGGGACUUGUCCAUCGACACCACAUUGAGCAACCAGCGCUCAAUGCCAACCACCCCCGCAACCACCCCACCGGGUAACAACAUGCAUGGCUUGCCAGCCUAUCAAAGUCAACCCUACGACAGCUCCAAGCCGUACUACUCCGCGGCACCACAAACGCACGCCCAAUACACGCCACACACUCCAUUGACCAAUUCAGGGAUGUCCAGCUACGGCCAACCCCUGCCCGGCGGAUACAUGAAAAGCGAAAUGGCGCCACCAGACCCACGACCCGGCGCCUCAGAGCCCGAAACCUCCGAGCGCGACCCCAACCGCUACAGCCAGAGUAAUGGACCCGGCGAGACCGUCUCUGAGCACGAACAGGAGUACAUGCCGGACCACAACGCCGGGUACAACUCUAACCGCGGCUCCUACACCUACACCACAAAUCCUUCCGUCAGCUCGCUGACCGGCGAUCACUCCCAGCUCACCCCGGAAAUGACCAGAUCCCCGAGCCAGCAAAACGGCUCCGGUCGCAUGACUCCGCGCACGGGCGCCGGCCCCCCUCCUCACUGGGCUUCGGGGUAUAACACUCCCCCCCGUCCCGCCGCCGCCACUACCCUGUACAACGCUGUCAGCGAUACGCGCGGUACCCCGGUCAACGGUGCUUCGGACCCUUACUCCAUGGCCUCGACCACGGCCCCAGUCUACGCGACUGGGAAUGGCUCGUUGAGUGCGGGCAGCAAGCGCAUGCGCGAGGAUGACGAUAUCCGCCCUCCUGAGAGUACCACUGAGUACGAGACUUCGAAGCGCCGUAAGACCAUCACCGAUACUACCCUUGGUGGUCCGCUUGGUGGUCCGGUCGGUGGCCCGCCUAUUCUUCAGCCGAUGAAGCCUAGCGCGGUCAUGGCUCGCCAUCGGUGA